Malaclemys terrapin pileata is the source of this 6477-nucleotide messenger RNA. It is a transcript of the gene PARP4, whose product is annotated as poly(ADP-ribose) polymerase family member 4. NCBI's taxonomy places the organism in Eukaryota, Metazoa, Chordata, Testudines, Emydidae. The record is from RefSeq and is a predicted model, not a curated record. Gene Ontology annotation, molecular function: NAD+ poly-ADP-ribosyltransferase activity. The coding region runs from base 81 to 5957 and encodes 1958 amino acids. The transcript is spliced from 37 exons.
CGUCAUUACACGCAGCCUCUGUCACGUAUCUUUGCAGAUACCGGAAGAUCCCUCUGGGCAGGGAGCUCGCUCCCAGCAAGAUGACUGUGGCAAUCUUUGCAAACUGUGUGUUCUUUCUUAAAGUGAAACACUUACCCAUUCAGGAGAAGAAUAGACUGAGAACAUGCAUUAAAGAAAAUGGUGGAAUAAUUUAUUUUGUGCUAAAUCAUGAGUGUACACAUGUCAUUGUGGAUAAUGUUGCUGUACUCAGCUCUUAUCAUCUGAAAACUAUUGAGAAGUAUCGACUCCCCAUUGUAAGUGCCGAUUUUGUGUGGAAAUCAGCUGAAGAAGGAAAACUUUUACCGAUUGAUGACUAUGAGUCUAGUAAAUCAUUGGAAGGUAGUUCUGACCAAAAGCCAAGCCAUUACGGUGAGAAAAACCACUCAUCUUCUGAGCGUGACAUUAAAGAGAAACAGGAUGCCACUGAGAAGAAUGAAAACUGUGGCCCUGAUCACACUUCCUUGGAAGUCAGUGAGAGCUCCGUUGGGCCCAAUAUGGAGAGCAUCAGAUUUUAUACAGAAAAUGAUCAAGAUAUUCCUUAUUUUCCACAAGAUUUUGAAGUUGCAAAAUAUGAUGCCCUUGAAAAAAUUAGUACUGAGAAAGGCAAACAAGUUGUAGUUAUUGAAUUGCAGUGUUCCCAGGAAUCGUGUGAGUUUCCCUUUCGAAUAUCUGCACACUUCAGCAUGUCAGAUGGAUUCAAGAGUAAAAAACAGUUCAUUGCAACUAAGACUUCUGAAGAAGUAAGAGAAAAUUAUGAGAUUUAUGUUGAAGAUUUGAAGAACCAGGAUUUUCUAUUAAGAGAAACCUUUCCACCUGGUGCAGAAUAUUUAGCCUCUAUGAAAUUACAAGAGCUACUUCUAGAGGAAGCCAUAAAUUCAAGCACUUUAUCCCAAGAAAUUAGUGCUUUUGUGGAACUGAUCUGGGCAGAAGCACUUGGUCAUUUGGACCAUUUACUACUUGAACCAGUAAACAACAUCAGCCUAAAUGAUGUCAGCAAAGGGGAAGGUAUUCUACUUCAAAUAAAGAAUGCAAUGAAUGAGGGAACAGAAGCAAAGGCACUGAAAGCGAUGAUGAUGGAGUUCUAUCGAAUUAUACGUCACAAAAAUGGAAUAGACUAUAAUAUUACCAAAAAACUGUUAUCUAGCAAACAGGACCUCUGUCAGCUAAUCAGAGACAUGCUUAAUGUUUGCGAAACAAGUACGUCAAGCCCUAACCCACCAUCUCUUGCUAAAUACCGGGCUUUAAGGUGCAAGAUACAAGCUAUCAAUCCAAACAAUGAAGAAUUUCUCAAUGUUAAACAGCAGGUGUUGAAAAAUAAUCACAGUGACUGUCCAGUGAAAGUUUUACAAAUAUACAGAGUUGGCAGAAUAAGUGAAACAGCAGAGUUUCUGAGCAAUCUUGGGAAUGUUCAAUCCUUAUUCCACGCAUCAUCUGUGCGCAACUUCGUUGGAAUUCUCUCCCGAGGUCUCCUUUUACCAAAGAUAGUGGUUGAAGAUCAUGGCAUGGAAAGAACUGAUAUUGGGAAGCUGGGGAGUGGCAUUUAUUUCAGUGAUUCUAUCAGUACAAGCACUAAGUAUUCUCCACCAAGUGAAAUGGAUGGAACUCGACUGUUGGCUGUGUGUAAUGUGGCACUUGGAACCUGCUUGGAUUUGUAUAAAAAAGAUUUGUCAUUGACUAAUGCGCCAGCAGGAUAUGACAGCGUGCAUGGAGUCCGUAAAAGAGGAAACAUCUAUUCAGAUUUUGAGGAUGAUGAAUUUGUUGUAUACAAAACCUGUCAGGUUAAAAUGAGAUACAUUGUUAAGUUUUGCCUUGCUGGAGACCAAGUAAAGCAGUUUCAGCCUGGAACUGAGACAGAAUUAGAGCAAGAUCGGCCAGCGACCUCACAUUGUCAUUUACAACCCGAAGACUAUGCAUUACCAAGUGUAAAUCUUUUAAACCAUGUAAAAACUGGUCUUCAGGACACAUCUGGAAACCCAGUCCCUCUUGAAGAUAUUCAUAUCAAGGGGAGGAUAAUAGACUUCAUAGCACAGAUAGUAGUGUUUCAGACAUACACCAAUCAGAACAAUAAUUCCAUUGAGGCAAAAUAUGUCUUUCCUUUGGAUGGCACAGCGGCUGUAUGUGGAUUUGAGGCUUUCAUCAAUGGGAAACAUAUUGUUGGAAAGGUUAAAGAAAAGGCACAAGCACAUAAGGAAUAUAGAGAAGCAAUCAGUCGAGGUGAUGGAGCUUACUUGAUGGACCAGGAUGCCCCAGAUGUUUUUACUGUAAGUGUUGGAAACUUACCACCUAAAACCACAGUUCUUAUCAAAGUCACCUACAUCACUGAGCUGAGUUUUCAGAACGGCUGUAUUACUUUUCAAAUGCCUGCUGCUGUGGCGCCUUGGCAACAAGACAAAGCCUUAAAUGAAAACACACAGGAUACAGUAAAGAAGGUUUGUGUUAAACAAAUAGGAACAAAAAAGGGUGGAUUCUGUGUGGCCAUGUCUAUUGAAAUGCCAUACAGCAUUGAACGCAUUCAUAGUUGGACGCACACACUUAAAAUAAAGAAAACAGACUGCAAAGCCGUAAUCAGGACUGAGGAGAAUAGUUCCUUGGACAUCUGUGGCUUUGCUCUAGAAAUCUGGAUUUCUCAAGUAUAUCUACCCAGAAUGUGGGUAGAGAAGCAUCCAAACAAAGAGAGUGAGGCAUGCAUGCUUGUAUUUCAACCAAAGUUUGAAACAAGGUUUAAAGGAAUCCAACUGUCCGGAGAAAUUAUUAUUUGUCUAGAUUGCUCCAAUUCCAUGGAGGGUUCAACACUGCAACAAGCAAAGCAGAUUGCUCUCCAUGUUCUACAAAUGUCUUGUUUUGGACAGAGAGUGAAUGUUAUCAGAUUUGGCACGAAUUUUACAGAAUUUUCUUCAUAUUCAAAGAAUAUCAAAAGUGAUCUUGCAGAAGUGAAGGAGUUUAUUAUAUCUGCUACACCAACAAUGGGAAAUACUGACUUAUGGAAAACCUUACGUUAUUUAAGUUUGUUGUAUCCUUCUCAAAGAGAGCGUAACAUUCUUCUUCUAUCCGAUGGGCACAUUCAGAAUGAGAGCAUGACCUUCCAAAUUGUGAAAGAGAAUGUCAGACACACCAGGUUAUUUACAUGUGGUGUUGGUUCCACAGCAAAUCAUCACAUGCUGAGAUCUUUGUCUCAAUAUGGUGCUGGAGCAUAUGAAUAUUUUGACCCAAAAUCGAAGUAUAACUGGCUAAAAAAGAUAGAAAGCCAGACAUCCAGAAUAUUUUCUCCAGGAUGCAGUUCUGUCUCUAUUAAAUGGCAACAGUUUGACUCAAAUGCACCAGAGCCAUUGCAGGCUCCUGCUCAAAUACAGUCUUUAUUUAACAAUGAAAGACUUCUUGUCUAUGGAUUUAUCCCACGUUGUACUCAGGCCACCUUAAAUGCACUAAUAAAUGACCAAGAAUUGCAAGCAAUGGUAUCAACCACUGAAUUACAGAAGACAACAGGAACACUUCUCCACAAACUCACAGCAAGAGCCCUCAUUAGGGAUUAUGAAGAUGGGAUACUUCAUGAAAAUGAAACAGAACAUGAGAUGAAGAAACACACUUUGAAAGUCCUGAUUAUUAACCUCAGCGUGGAGCACUCCAUCAUAACCCAGUUUACAAGCUUUGUGGCAGUAGAAAAAAGGGAUGUUAAUGAAGUUCAGCAUGCUGGCCUUCCAAACAUUCUUGAACUUAUAUCUGAGGAAGAUAUAGACUUUUUACCCUACAUGGACUGGGAGCAUGAUACAUCUGGACAUGGAUACGUGUUUUCUAAUAGAGGAGUGGGAUUUGGCAGACGUAAAUUGACCUCUUACUGUGCUGAUGAACCAGGCGGUGCCCUGACCCCAGAGGAGACCGAGUCCAGGGAGGAGCUGCUGAUGGCUAGCUACUUCGGGGAGAUGGAUGACACCUACAGAGCCAAGGAUGCUAAUGAAGUUCAGCAUGCUGGUCUUCCAAACAUUCCUAUGGCUCCAGAACGUUUAGACAUUUUACCCUACAUGGACUGGGAGCAUGAUACAUCUGGAUAUGGAUACCUGUUUUCUAAUAGAGGAGUGGGUGAAUCGGUUCCUUUUCAUGAAGUAACUAGUGGUUUUUCUGGCCACCUCCAAAUUGGAGGAGAUAAUAAGCCGAAAAGUCUCCAAUUUCAAAGUGACAAAGAACUUCCCUUGGUUGAACAGUGCAUCUUACCAGAUUCCAUUGGAUUCAGUUUUAUAAAGACUGCUGAAGUUGAAUAUGAUGCUGGUGCCACUGAAGUUGGACUAUUUGCAUCUAUCUCUGAGCCACAACCAAAAUUCGUCAUGCAUAUUCAAUCACCUUUACAAUACAAAUCUUCCAAGCCUCUAGCUCGUCCGCCUUUUCCUCAACGUUCACAGGCUACUGGCAUUAAUUUUUCUUUUCAAGCUCCUUGCCCUCCUCCUUGCCCUCUUCCUGGUGGCCAAGCUCCUUGCCCUCCUCCUUGCCCUCCUCCUUGUGGCCAAGCUCCUUGCCCUCCUCCUUGCCCUCUUCCUGGUGGCCUAGCUCCUUGCCCUCUUCCUGGUGCCCCAGCUCCUUGCCCUCCUCCUCCUCCUCCUGGUGGCCUAGCUCCUUGCCCUCCUCCUUGCCCUCUUCCUGGUGCCCCUCCUCCUGGUGGCCUAGCUCCUUGCCCUCUUCCUGGUGCCCCAGCUCCUUGCCCUCUUCCUGGUGGCCAAGCUCCUCCUCCUCCUGGUGGCCUAGCUCCUUGCCCUCCUCCUUGCCCUCCUCCUGGUGGCCUAGCUCCUUGCCCUCCUCCUUGCCCUCUUCCUGGUGCCCCAGCUCCUUGCCCUCCUCCUCCUCUUCCUGGUGGCCCAGCUCCUUGCCCUCCUCCUUGUGGCCAAGCUCCUCCUCCUCCUCCUUGCCCUCCUCCUGGUGGCCUAGCUCCUUGCCCUCCUCCUUGCCCUCUUCCUGGUGCCCCAGCUCCUUGCCCUCCUCCUCCUCCUCCUGGUGGCCUAGCUCCUUGCCCUCCUCCUUGCCCUCUUCCUGGUGCCCCUCCUCCUGGUGGCCUAGCUCCUUGCCCUCUUCCUGGUGCCCCAGCUCCUUGCCCUCCUCCUUGUGGCCAAGCUCCUCCUCCUCCUCCUUGCCCUCCUCCUGGUGGCCUAGCUCCUUGCCCUCUUUUUGGUGGCCAAGCUCCUUGCUCUCUUUUUGGCCUUCCUCCUUGCUCUCCUGAAUUCACUCAGGGGCUUUCUUCAUAUAUAAAGAGCUCAUUUACUCCUGUGGGCAGAACCCUGAAGAAGGCAAAUUUUGAAGCACAAGUUACUCCUGAAGUUCUUGCUUCACCAGCUAGGUUAAGACUAGGAUCACCAAUGCUACAAACUGCACCAAAGCGUAGAGAAAAACUUCAUCAUCGGCUCAGCAAGGAUCUUGUCUUAACAGCAAUGAGGGAAAAAAAGCUUGGUAAAACAUUACCACAGAUGAGGAUUCAACAAAGUCCACCAAGUGCUGUAACCUGGACUCAGAUUUUUGAGCUCCAAAAUCAGGAUGGCUUUUGGAAUCUCAGCCCAGAACUUGGGGUUAUUUUGGAUCUUGAUGUGGAUUAUUUAACCAAUAUUUUCCUUGCAAAAAAAGGCAUUUGGUCCCUAGGUCCUAAAGGAAGAGAAGUAUUGCAGUUGAUUGCUACACUUUUGGUACUGCAGUUCAUACGUUAUAAUCAGCAACUGGAAGGGAUAACCUUCAAAUCUCUAAUGAAACUGGAUGAUUCACCUACUUCAAGUGCUAUUCACUGGGCUUUUGCUUCAGUAAAGAAAGCAGUGGAAUGGGUAAGAAGAACUGACAGACAAUUUCCAGCCAUCUGCUAUCGACUUGAACUUGGGAAGGAUUGGGACUCUGCCACUAAGAAGUUGUUGGGUAUCGAGUUAAUCAGCACCAACUUUCCUCCAAGUAUUUAAUCACAGAAGACUUCUAUAAGAGUUAACUACUUUACUCAUUUUGCAAUUAUAAGACAAAUUACAGGAGUUCACUAAAUUAAUAGAGGAUAAUUUGAUUUUAUAUCUGUAUAAUUAUUAGGUAGUUUUAAUAUCCAGGAAAUUAACCAAAGACAUGGAAAUUUGGGGUUUUUUCUUAUAUUGUCAUCAAUAAGGACAGUAAUUUUAAAUUUAAAUAUAGUGUUUUACUAAGAGUAAACAUAUACUGCAAUUCACUGUCUAAAACUCUAUUUAGCUUCUAUGUUAGAUAAUUUUUAAUUUAAAUUAACCAUUUUGCAGUGCUAAUGCUUUUAUAAUGUGUUUAAUAUAAAUUUGAUUUCUUCUAUAAACCUUAUCCACUUCUUUGGACCAGUAGCACUAUAUAAAAAAACUGUAAUGUAAUAAAGGAAUUACAUCAGCAAGGAAAUAUUUCAAUACACUGAUGUCAAGAGGUAUAAGAAGCUGAAUAAUAAAAAGCAAAUAAACAUUUCAAGGUUUUCACUUA